GAGAGAGAGAGAGAGAGAGAGAGAGAGAUCUUAGCUGCAAGGAACACAACGAGUCUCCUGGAGGGGACGGGCAUGUAAUAAAUUCCAACAAUCCAUUUAUAAUUGGGCAAACAUGGGAACAGGGGAAUUAAUCAAAUAACAGAAAAAAAAUCAAGAAGGACGAUCUUCCGUCUGGAAGGGGAGAAUCUGCAGAUCUCGGAAAACAGGUGAUGCGCUGGACAGAUCAUGUCUGAGGUACAAGGAACUGUUGAGUUCUCAGUUGAGCUGCACAAGUUCUACAAUGUGGAUCUCUUUCAGCGAGGAUAUUACCAGGUGCGUACAGCACUGAAAAUCCCACCCCGAAUUCCUCACAGGUUGACAGCAACACUUAUAGGACCCACAGGAGAUUCAGCCACUAAUCCACCCUUCAUCCAUGACAACACAGUUUACAGUAAAAUAUUUCAGAUCCUGUACAGAAAUGAGGAGAUUGUGGUGAACAGUUCCAGUCUCUUCAGAGUUCACCUCCUAUUGGAUGGAGAAAGGGUGGAAGAGGCAUUGAAUGAAGUGGACUUCCAGCUGAAGCUCGAUCUACAUUUCACAGACUCUGAACAGCAAUUAAGUGAUGUUGCAGGAAUCCCUUUGAUCAGUAGCCGAAGACUGAGUCUUCACUUCCAUCCGAGGAGGGGACUACACCAUCAUGUACCCGUCAUGUUUGACUACUUCCACCUCUCGGUCAUAUCCGUUACUGUGCAUGCGUCACUUGUUGCUUUGCACCAACCUUUGAUAAGUUUCCCUCGCCUAGGUAAAGGCUCAUGGCUUAGUAAAGGUGGUCAGGAGACAGAACCAGAUAUAUCAAAUCUAACUCUUGAAAACCUGGUGCUUGGACCCAGCUAUUACAAGCAGCUUACAGUUGAGGGGAACAAUACUGUCACCUCUGAGAGUUGCCUACAGCAAGCAUACCAGUGGCACAAAAACCUGUGCCGAAUCCUACUCUCUGCAUACAAAGGUCUCCUCUGUUAUUUCAGUACAAUAAUGAAACAGGUCCCAGAAGUGCAUCAGAUUCAGCUGGAGGACUGUCUUAUAGAUGAGACACUGUCACAGCUUUGUGUUAACCUACAGAUGUUUAGCAGUCCAGAUAAAGUGGCAGAACAGAUCAGCAAGGAUCUGCAGCAGCUCUGUUCCUGCCUUGUUGCUCUGUGGAACCAGUUCCGGGUCAGCACGACUCUUCAGGAAGAUGUGACAGCUUUCUUACGCCAGGACCAUCACAGUCUGAGGGUAAGAAGAUUCUCAGAGGCCUUCUUCUACAUGGAACACCAGAAACAGAUGGCACUUACAUUCCAGGAACACAUAAUCCAAAGUCACAGUCAGAUCGCAGCAGCUGUCCGAAAUUCAUCCUACCUCACUAGAAUGCCUCCAUUGCCUAUUGAGUGUCUGGACAUAGAUGGAGACUGGAGUAAUCUUCCUAUUAUAUUUGAAGACCGAUAUGAGGAAUCCAUUUCCAAAGCAAAUCACAAAUUUGACAAUGGCACAUCCAACAAGGAAAUGGAAACUAAGCUUAACCAUGUAUUGGACACUCAGAUUUCAGAGUUUGCAAGUUUACCAGCCGGAGUGAAACAGUACCAGCAAGUGCAAAAUAGUUGCUCUUCCUCUGAAACCUUCAAAAUGCUUGUGACAAGCAUGCCCAGCUCACAAGCUUUGAAUGAAACUGUUUCCUUGGAAACGAUGCACAACUGUGUUGAUCUGGCUGCAUUUGUCAGCCAAGAAUACGAUGAACUCAGUGAGAUUGAAGUCAAAAGCAUUCGGAGCUUAGAAGUGGACAGAUUUGUUGGACAAAGUCAAGGGGAUCUCUCAACAAUCUAUGAACAUCAAACUGAAUCCCUCAGAUUGAAUGGAAUCUCAAUAGGUUCUGACCAACAAGAAAUGGUUCCUGAAUCUGAUAGUGCAGCAGUAGUCAAACAAGCUGGAUCAGAUUUAGAUUUGACAGAUAUAGAACUAAAACACAGCAACAAGGAUCUUUAUCAUGGAAACAUUGUGUUAGGAGUUUGUUCUCCAAAUAAUACAGAUACAAAUGAAUCGUCUCUAUCUAAUGACUGUGAAGAUAGUGAAAAGGAGGAACUGUUGCAUUCUGUAAUGAGCUCUGAACAUGUAGACAGUGAGUCUGUCGAGCAAGACUCUGUGAAAAGAAAAAUCGAGAAUGCUGACUAUCCCAAUAUUUAUGGGGUUAUGAAGCGGUCUCUUUCAAUUAUAUCUGACUCUGGCAUAGAGAGUGAGCCCAGUUCUGUGGCUUGGCCUGAGAUGCGCAAACCUCUGGAUUCAUCGAAUGACCGAGACCUCAUGCAAGAGAUAGUCAGAGCACAGGCAAUACACAGGAAUUCCCUAGAGGGUGGUCACACUGAAAGUGGCACUAGUCUGCCAAGUGGCAUUCAAGCUUCUUUAACAUCAAUCAGUUCAUUGCCUUUUGAAGAUGAAGAGGAGAUAGAACUCAGCAAAUUAACAAAAUCUCUCUCGGCCCCGCAGAUUAGCAGCUCUGAUGAGUUGGAUGAAACUCCCAACUCUCUGGUGCAGAACCGAACAGUAGAUAAAAGUGGCUGGGUCAGUGGGCAUCCCUCAGAAAAGACAGAGGAAGGCAACGAUGAAAUGGAUGCAAUUCAAGGAGAUGUUUUUGAUUCCCCUGCAGAUAAAGAAAUCCUACAAACAAGCUUAGAAGAAUCAGUGCAGAACGAUGCUUAUGCAAAGGCUGCUGAGAAAAACUCCAAUGAUGCAGGUGAAAAUCAGUGGAUAUCCUGUGAAGUGAAUGAUUGCCACCAUUGUGCAGAUGCACUUGAUGCUACGAGCCCUAAGGACAGCACAGACCAUACCAUUGAAGAGCUUCUGUGCAAGAAGGUGGAUUUCAGUGAGUUAUUAGGUAGAAGUAGUAACGCACAUGACCCUAACAGUCACACAGAGGAGAUUAAACACUCCCUACCUCCCCUUUCUGAUGAGGUCCAGAAUGGCCAGCCUGGUUCAUUUGACACCAUGCUACCAGAUGGGGAAUUUGUACCAGACAAUAUUGGCGAGGUAUCCACAUAUGAAAUGGCCACACAGUCUGAGUCAACAGAAGCUUUGGAACCAACCACAGCUCCUUUCAGUGAAGUGGUUUUGAAUGAGAGGCUUUGUCACGAAGAGCUCCCAUGCCUACGGGAAGGAAAAAUGGAAUCUGCAGUUAACAAUAAUCAGCACUGUGACAGUCUCGCCCAGCAACUUGAUGAGUUUGGAGGAGAAGUGCAACCCAUCGGUAACAGCGAAUGUGAACUUGAGCCCCUCGUUGAUGGUGCAACUCCCUCCGGAGCUGCUGGCUCAGGCAUGGUGUUUGAGAAAAGGAACAUGGUUGAGGUUGUGAAUCUCUCUGUUUCAUGUACAGCUACGUGUCUGCCAUUUUCUUCCAUGCUCAGGGAUUCUCCAGUUGCCUUUCCUUCCAAGCAGGUGGCGUCACCCAUCACGAGACAGCCCAUGGGCUCCUUUGGAGUUGUGCCGGCUAAUUCACAGGACAACGAUGAAGAAACCAAUGAGAGAAUGGUAAGUUUUGUGCAGGCCAAAAUUGAGUUGAUAAAGGGACUGAAGUUUGAAGGCAUGCUGUACAGCGACCUGCCAUUUCUGGCUUCUGAUGUUCCAUACUUCACCCCAGAAGAAGAGGAAGAGAAUUUUGAGGAGGGAAUCCACCUAGUGGUCUGUGUUCAUGGAUUGGACGGUAACAGUGCAGAUCUACGACUUGUCAAGACGUUUAUUGAACUGGGGCUUCCUGGUGCCAAGCUCGAUUUCUUAAUGUCUGAAAGGAAUCAGAGUGAUACCUUUGCUGAUUUUGAUACAAUGACGGAUCGACUCUUGGACGAGAUUGUUCAACACAUCCACCUCUACAAUCUGACGAUAUCCAGGAUAAGUUUCAUUGGCCACUCACUGGGCAACAUCAUCAUCCGCUCCGUGCUGACACGACCAAGAUUUCGGUGUUACCUCAACAAGCUGCAUACGUUCCUAUCGCUGUCUGGGCCACAUCUGGGAACAUUAUAUAAUAACAGCACACUGGUUAGCACAGGCCUCUGGCUCAUGCAGAAACUGAAAAAGUCGAGCUCACUGUUACAACUAACCUUCAAGGACCAGGCUGAUCCUCGCAAGACUUUUUUGUACAAACUCAGUGAAAAGCCAGGGCUGCAGUACUUCAAGAAUGUUAUGCUGGUGGCAUCGCCUCAAGACCGAUAUGUUCCUUUUCACUCUGCCCGGAUUGAAAUGUGUAAAACUGCUCUGAAAGAUAGGCAGAUCGGUUGCGUUUAUACUGAGAUGAUUAACAACCUUCUUCGGCCAGUGACAGAGACCAGCGACUGCACCCUGAUCCGCUACGACAUUUUCCACGCAUUGCCAAACACUGCCAAUGCACUCAUUGGCCGGGCAGCUCACAUUGCCGUUCUUGACUCUGAACUGUUCCUGGAAAAGUUCCUUCUAGUGGCAGGGCUAAACUAUUUCAAAUAGCACUACUGCUUGACUCACGGUACCCGAGCGUCCUCGUGACAACAUUUACAGGUGCUUUCUUGUGGGAAAGCAUGGACUGAGUCGGUAUUGAUUCGUUUCUGCAUCAUCCAUGUAUUAACCCAUGCGAUCAAAAUGAUUGUGUUGUAAAUAGUACCAAAAGAAAUUUACACUUCAGAUUAAAUUUAUCUAAAACUGCUUUCCUGCCUUAAAUUCACAGAAAUUAUCACUAGGCUUUCUACGAAAAAUGACUUGAGUACGCAAUUUUAAUUUAUGUUCAUAUUUAUUUUUGAAGCGUCACAUCUAUCACCAUGUGGAAACAAACAUUUGUUAAUUGCUUCCCCUUGGAAUAAAAUGGUUUCUUAGACUAUACAUGUUAUAAGAUGAGUUCUAAUCACCUGCAUUGUGCUUGUGUCAGUUUACGCACAGAUUUCUCUGUAGAAGCCUUUCCUGUCACAGCUGCACAUUUUAAAGAGAGCUAUUUCAUGCAGAGUCAGGAGACAGAGGGAAUGAUGUGUGAAUAUAUUCACAAUUCUAAAUGCUUAUUAAUAGGAUUUGGAUGUCACCAAGUAGUGAGAAAAGACUAGCCAACAUCACACCACUAAUUAAUUAACAUUAUCUGUAGCCAGCCAUAACUAAGAAUAUGUGGCCAAUCUUUGCCACACUUUGUGACUUGAAAUUGGGGAGAAAAACUGUUCAUGAGCUCAGCAUGUCAGAAAUACCAGCCAUGAAGAAUGGAAUCUUAACCUAAUGAUGGACACUAUACUAUGUUUUAGCAUGAAUCACUCUUGGAAUAGGUAAAGCUUUUGUUUUGAAGGCUGCAUGAAGCAGAACUCUGUACUUUUUACUCUUUAUUUAUGGACCCAUGCUCGUCACAGAUCACUGAGUAAAAUUGACAUUUAACUGACAUGAUUACCCAUCCGCUCCUGCCCCUUUCAUCCCCUAACCUCCCAAAGGAUAAGGAAUUUUUUGGGAUAAGGAAUUUACUGGGAUUCUCAGCUUUGAAACCCGCUAAUAAUAGAGGCUUCAGCAAAGUCAUAUCAUCCAUCGCCCAAUGGGCGAAUCGUGUAGGUGGAAAUGGAAGGGAAUAAGGGUUGGAGAUAAUAGGCAAUUAAAGGAAAAGGGGAGGGUACCUAAUCACAAUCUGACAAAUCUGACAAAUGUUUAAAUCUUCCUUGUACAAAAACAAUCAAAGUAAAUUUACAACAUUUGAGUUCCUUUCUUCAACUAUAAAUUGUCUAAAUACACAAGUUGUUGAAGAAUUCUGAAUUAACUAUUGCAUUCCUGAAUUCUUCACAGCUGUCUCGCACCAUUAAAGUGAAUGGGGAAGCACUUCCUGUGUCAUUUCUAUCCUGGUGUCGAUAUUAAUUCAACUUUUCCAGUAUACAUCAAGUUUACACUCCAAAAGAGUAGAACAAGAAAGGCCUGCCAUUCAAGGCCAUCAUGUGUCCAUGCAGAAAAAAAAUAACAAAUGAAUGACCACAUCUCGUGAUCACAUGCAUUCAUGUGGGAAUUCCUAGGUUGUUGCAUAAGUUACUCUGGGGAAUGUGUAUAGUCUUCUGCAUGUAAAUGCAGAUAGUUCCCUGUAAAAUCUGGAUUGCUACAUUGCUAACUCUGUUGUUAUAAAAGCAGAAGGUCAGAAACAGGCUCAUGUGUCCAAAAUACCCAGUUUAUCUAUGAUGCAAAGUCAAGAUCUAACCGCUAAAAACAAAGUAGGUUAACUUACAAGACUGUAGUUUCAGAAAUAUUGAUAAUUUUUAAACUGUAAAAAAAAAGAAUCUUUAAGUGGAAACAAACUGACUUUGUUAAUUCAUAUUCAGAGAAGUGUUUAAAAAAGAAACUAGGUCACAGUAAGAGCAGGGACAUUGGCAAAGAUGUUGAGAAGAUUAAAGAGCAUUAUGUAGAAGGUAUGGAGAAGCAAGGAGGAGAAGGAUAUCACAGGCACUGAGUAUGUGGGGAAGUGUGAUUUAUCAAGAUAUAUUAAAAGUUUUGGCUUGUGGCUUAAUCCUCGGUCCAUGCUGCAAUUUAACUUUCUUGCAUUAACCUGCUAAAUCUAGCAAUCCUCACUUCCUUUCAGCCACUGGGUUUCCAAGCCUCAGGAAAUUUAAGCAUUUAAUAUUAAAGUGUGUGCACAAUCCUGUUAAAAUAAAUGAAUUAAGCCCCUUCCACCUCUCCAUCUACCAACCUCUCGGGAUUCAUUAAUUGCUCACCUGUUUCUAUGCAUGGGUUGAGGGAGACAAUUUUGUUUGUUUUUCUGCAUUUAUCUAAAUUCCUUUCCAAAAGAAAGGUAGUUGCUUUUGGGGUAGAGAGUAUAAAAUUCAUCACCUGAUUACACACUUCUGAAGAUCAACUGGCUGUUUAUCUACUCAUUACUGAACAUGAGACAUGUUGUGCAAAUUCAGUUGCAGGUUGGAUUUACAAAUUAAGUUGCUGAACAACUCAGAAUCUUGUUAUCAGAAAUGUAACAAGUAUGCUACUGUCUUAUGUAACAUUUCCAGCCCUCUGUUGUUCCUAGCAUGAAGAUCUUUGAAGGGCAAAGAUCGAAGAUUUACUCUGAAUCUAAAGUAUUAUUGGAGAAUUGAUUUUAAUGCUCAGUUUUGGUUGAAUUAUGUUGUGUUUGCGAUCUCUUUUAGUAAAUUGUCAAAGUGCCAUAUCCGAAAUCAGUGUUAUUUGUUAUUAAAUAUAUCCAUAUCAUGAUAGUGUACUGCCUAUAUGAACUGUUUAUCUUUCCAUAAUAAUUAAUAUUUAAAUUAAUAUAUAAUAGUAUGGUAAUAUUAAUCCUACAGUAUUUGAGAUUGUACAUGUAAGAACCAGUUUACUGAAUGUAAAAUCCAGUUUAUAACUUGCACAUUCAAAUGUGUUUUUUUUUUACUGAAAUGCCAGGGUAGCAAAUGAUGUGGACAUAAUAUAUACACAAAAAGAGUACAUUAUCUGGAUGGUAGUUACUUUGGACCCACCAUAUUUGUGUAUUAUAAGUCUGUGAUUAACUGAAGCUUGCAAUUAACAUUGAAAUAUAUCAUCCAACUGGGUAUUAAUUGUCAGUAAAAUACACAAAGUAUUUUCCUACUCACAAAGCAGGUCUGGUGCUGUUACAUUUUGCCUUUUGUCCAGCUCCCAUUCUUUUCCAGCAUAAAAUUUCAAUUCUGCUUCGUCAGAAUCAGGUUUAUUAUCACUGACAUGUGUCAUGAAAUUUGUUGUCGUGCGGCAACAGUGCAAUAGAUAAAACAUGGCUGUAAGUUACAAUGAUAUAUAUAAAAAAUAAAUACACAGUGCAAAAAGAGAGUAACAUAAUGAGUUGGUGCUCAUGGGCCAUUCCGAAAUCUGAUGGUCGCGGGGAAGAUGUUGUUCCUAAAAAGUUCAUUUUCAAGAUCAGGAAGAAAUACUGGAAAUCUGAAGUGUAAGCUACUGAAUGAGUUGAUCAGCAUCUGAAGGGGAAUUAACACAAAGGUUAACUUUUAUCUUUACGUAUUCAAGAUUAAUCUGCCAGACUGCAUAGACCACACAUUAUAGUAUGUCUGAAUUCAGUUUAAUAAAUACAGGUAAUGGUGUAUUAUAAAAUUCAUUCUACCAGAACUAUGACUUUAGAAAGUUUACCGAAGUAUUUCUGGUAGCUUCCUUGCAAAAUUUCCUUCAUAUUCUAACCAAUCUAUUGAAGGUCUGAUCAACAGGCUGCUUUGUCUUUGGCACAAAUUUAAUGUAAUUAUCUUUCUAUUACUUUAGUUUUUGAAUUUCUACUUCUUUGAGAUGAUAUAUUGCCAUUAACCAUUCUUUCUAAGGGAGCUUCCCAUUAGAUGGUAUUCCUACAUACUGUUCUUCCUGGCUAAAACAUGAUGUUAAGCUUCAUUCUCUAUUCCCAAUACAGCUAUUAUCGUAGUGUGCACUAUUAUUUAAAAUGAUACUCCGAAUACAAGAACCCAUUUCCCGAGGUAGAAAUGCCCCCAGUUAGUGGAUUCUUUAACCUAGAUGUUGUGAACUCAUUCAUGCACAAGGAGAAUUUUUCAACAAUUUUAUGUGGAUGGCAGAAAAUCUUUAGUGUGUCAAAAAGCAAAUCACUUGCCACAGACACUGAUUUUCUUUUGCAUUUUCAUUAUUUCUGCAGCUAGUCCAGUAAUGUUCCACCCACCAAUCCUUCAUCUUCAGGUCGUUGAUGGUUCAGGACCUGAUUAUUGUAAUGCAAUCGAAUGUCAAGGACAGCCUUAGAGAUGCCCAUUGCUGAGUGUGUGUGGUUAUUUCAAUUUCAAACCAUUAUGAGGAGUAGUGGCUGCAUUUAACGUUCUUUUCUGCCUGUCAAUUUGUAUUGAUUUUUUUUUGUGUGUGGGUGUCGCGGUUAAAGACACAAUCAACCGGGCUAUUUACUAAAUCCAACGGCAAGAAGGAGCUCAGUGAGCUGCCUCACGUUUGACAUGGCAAGGUCAUUGAAGCAUUGUUGCCUGAUGGGCUACAUAUUUUGUUGUCCCAAAUUGGUUGUGAGCAUUGCUGGAUUCACUGAAACUGCAGCGUCAACCUCUCUGUAAGGUCUCAGAAUUUCUGACUUCUUACAUGGACUGGUUACCCUCCUGUCAGAAUGGUGUUAAGUUGUGCAGCAGACCCAUUACUUGAGGGUUUAAGAAUAUAUCUGGGAUUAUACUCAUAAAUAGAGCAUAAAGGGAUCUGCAGCUUCCCCUGUUUUAUACAAUGUCAAUAUCAACAAAGCAAUAUUCAUUAACUAUAGUGAAGGCUAGCAAGAUUUAUCUGCAUAUUCAAUAAAAUGAAAAAAGUCAUAAAGAGGCUUUUAAUGCAUUCUUAUUUAACACUUUAAACCAAUUAAUGUUAGCAUUUAUUGCUUUAUAAUGAUGUUUUUAACAUUUCAUUGGAGCAAUUACAAAUUAUCUCAUGCCUCUUUGGGCCUUUGUCACACUUUGACAUUUUGCCACAUGUUGAAAUUACAUCUUGAAAUUUCAUUAGCCUUGUCACUAAGCAGACAGGAUGUGCACUUUACAAAAACCAGCAAUCCUGGUUCAAAUUUGAGUAAAUUGAAUGAGACAUGAACUCUCAACCCAUUUCAAAUUUGGAAACAAUAAGUGAGCUUUUCACAAUUUCACAUAUGAUCUACAAUAACCCAAAUACGUUGUGCUGGGUCACAGGUGAAUCUGUGAUUAAAUUAUUACCAGAGACAUUCAUCUAUUAGAUAGCAGCUUUUCAUUUUAAUCUUCCUAAUCAAAGGCUUCACAUUACAUGGACCAACAGACUGGAUUUUGUUAUUCUUUUCAUUUAUAUCUUGUUAUCUCCUACAGAUCCCAUUACAUAGCCGAUGACAAAUGGUAGCCCGCUCUUUCUUAUCCAGUGUUUCCCUCUUCUGCCUACUGCAGCAUAUGUGUUUCUUCUCUAAAUUGUCCAUUGUAUCUUCUAAUCCCAUAAUUCACCAUUUUGUACAAUUUUCCCUAUGUUCAAGUUAUGAAAUCAGCCAUAUCAAAAAUUGCAACAGCUCAAAAUUGUCAAACUUUAUAUACUUAAAUUUCACUUUCACUUGUAACUUCCAAGUUGCAAAAGGAAGCUUCUUAUUAUCUUCAUCUUUCCUCACCCUAUUCUCUUUAAACUUGCCUGGUGCCCAUUUUGCCUGUAUUCUUAAUCAUCACAUAAAUGAGUCUUAUUGUCAGUCUAAAAGUUAAUUAUGCCUGGACUUUCCCUUUCAACUAAAGAGGCUAAGCAUUUUUUCAAACUACAUAAAAGUAUUUGAGCACACCACAGGUCAGGAAUGAAACUCUCACUCAGCAGGAAAUUCUUCAUAAUGGAGAGCAGGUCAAUGAGAACAUGAAAUUGUAAUAUUCUGAGCAAGACAGUUUACAAAAAGAAAUUAAUGAUUAAUAUAUUUGUUUUCAAGUCCAGAUGCUAUUUAACCUUUCCUCUUAAUUCUGGGUUUAAAUUCAGAUUUCCAAUAUUCGCACCUCUUUUUUUGAUUCAGGAUUUACAGAUAUUGACUUGGCUCUGUAACAUGUCAAAAGUGCUAUCACUAGCAAAGCCAUCUAUACUUCCCAGAAUCCUACCCUUAAUAUUAAAGGUGCAUUGUGUGCAGAGAACCAUAUUAGCAAUCUACAAGCAACUAGCAUUUUGAAAUUCUGCCAAAACCAUAUCCAAUCAUCUUAAUGGUAAUUGAUCAUUUUGGAGCAAGCACCACAACUGAUUGAUUUAACAGAUUGGAUAAAAAGCAAGGUGGGGUGUUCAGUCUUUGAGAAUUUCCUUGGAGUUGCGGGCAGAAUAGGUGUAUGUAAUUCAUAUCAUUCAAGUGAAGUAAUGCGGGAGUAGCACCAAGGAAUUUCCAGUCCUUUAUUCAUGUAAAUGGAAGCAUUGGUUUAUUGUAUACACUGAUGUCAAUGCAAGAUGGAAAUCUAUUUAUUUUGAGUAAAACUGUACAGAAUGGAUAAUCAUCAAUACCAAUAUGAUUCUACUAUUUUUCUACAUUUGCUUUUGCAUCAUUCGUGGUGGCUUGUGUUCUGUGUACAAAUUGAAUAAAGU
This is a messenger RNA of Mobula hypostoma (lesser devil ray), 10968 nucleotides long. RefSeq names its product family with sequence similarity 135 member B (gene fam135b). The record is from RefSeq and is a predicted model, not a curated record. Lineage: Eukaryota; Metazoa; Chordata; Chondrichthyes; Myliobatiformes; Myliobatidae. Bases 226 to 4479 code for a protein of 1417 amino acids. The transcript is spliced from 20 exons.